AUGGCCUCUUCAGGGAAGGCCACCCUGGAGCAGUUUUCUGGCGGGGACUUUGCGGAGUACCGGGAACGGCUUGAGUUUUAUUUUCUCGCAAAUGACAUCGGUGUUGUUUCAGCCAGUGCAAACUCAUCGGAGAAAGAACGCGUACGUAAGAAGAUGAUUGCACAUCUAAUCUCUUCACUGUCGAAAGACGUCUACUCCACUUUGCGGAACCUCUGUCUGCCGGAGUCAAUAUCGGACAAGACCUUCGAGCAGAUUUGUGACCUACUGAAUGGAUAUUACAGAGUGGAGCGUUCCACGAUGACUUCUUCUUUUCAAUUUCGCGAUUGCAACCAGAGACCAGCGGAAAAGCUGGUAGAUUACGCAAAUCGUUUGAAACGUGCGGCAGUAGCCUGCGACUUUGGGUCGCAUUUAGACAGAUCCCUAAAAGAUCAAUUUAUGGCAGGAGUCUACAGUCAGGAGAUCAAGCGGACGAUUCUGACUAGUCCUGACAGCAAGACGAAGAAGUUUCAGGAUGUGCUGGAUAUCGCUUUACGGGAGGAGCGCGCCAUCAUGUUUGCUGAGCAGCUUACUCCAGGUACUACUACUAGUACUAGAUCAACAUCUACGCCGUCCGAGUCAGUCAACAAGAUGAGAGCUACCACUACCAGUAAAUCCAAGUCAGCAAGUGCAUCUAGAAAGCCAAAUCACUCGCAGGACCAGAAAGGGUCAAAGUCGACGAAGGGCAAGGUAAAUGAUGUGGUCUGGAAACGACACCGUAACCAACUCCGGCCACGUUCAAUACCACUUUCUCAGUUAGCAGAACAGACACGUUCUGCACCACAGCAGCAACAACUCCAGCCGCAGCAGCAGCAGCAACAACAACUGUCACCACAACAGCAACAGCCUCAGCCGCAGCAGCAGCAGGUGCCACAGCAGUUGCCGCCUCAGAAGGCUCAACAGCCGACGACUUCACAGCAGAAAGAGCAGCCCAUGCAACAGUCGCAGGAUGAGCAGGGUCAACAGUCGUUAGCUUCUACAGCCCCAGCUGAUGCUGUACCUGUUGACCGGCAGGUGACUCGAUCUGGUCGGUCAGUCGUAAGACCAGCUCGGUAUAACGGAUGA
Molecule: messenger RNA, 1101 nt
Organism: Sycon ciliatum
Lineage: Eukaryota; Metazoa; Porifera; Calcarea; Leucosolenida; Sycettidae
Exons: 2
Coding region: 1-1101 (366 amino acids)
Source: RefSeq, a predicted model, not a curated record